AACCAUGACGAACGGUUUCCCAAUUCUUCGAUUACCUUCAAAACCUCUACGUUCUAUACUUCAAACGAUGAAAUUUGUAGAAUUAGUGAGCAUCUCUUUUACCUCAAAAGUUGCAAAACGUCAUGUUAAGGCAUUGAAUAUGAAAGUUUCCUAUAUUAAUAUGUUUUUGUCAAGACUAACGAUAAGACUAGUUGUUAAUUUCAAUGGUACUUUGCCAUUGAAUUUUCGAAUUCCCGACAGGAAUGUUUCCGAACCGAGAAAAUUAAACAAAAAACUGAAUUAUAUGAAAGUGAAAGAAGGCCCAAUUUUUGAGGAAACAGAAGUAUUUGAGUGGAAACCGUCGGGAAUUCGGUUCAAAGAGAUCGCAAAUCAUGUCCUUGAAAUAUUUCACAAGUCUGAAUUUAGUACGCUCAUGAUUUCUCACGAUUACGACUACAAAACGAUGCUGCAAGAGUUGAAAGAUUUCAAGAUUCGCAAACUGUGCAUUUCUUCUGAUCGCAUUCAAAACUCCGAGCUUCGUAGAAACCUAUUGGAGAAGUAUUCACGACAGUUUAGAGAGCUGGCUCUAGACUAUCAUUCAUUGAAACCUCAAGAGUUUCACUUAAUUGUCAGUAUUAGCUACAAUAAUUGUUACCUGUACAAAGUUCCCAUGAAACUUGAAGAUUUGUUGGUUUCAAAUAUUUUUUUAAUGUGUAUUGAUAAACCAUGUCCCUUAAAGCAACUAUGCUUGUUUCUAAAACAUUGGAUUAAUGGAUCAAACGACCGAUUGGAAUAUCUCGAAAUGAAUCUUCCCGCCAAUUCCACUAAAACCCAAUUUAUUUCGAUUGCCUUAAAUGGUAUUGAUUAUCAAUUGGCAUCAACCGACAAGGAGUGGGAGAGUGCCAAUAAUGGGCUUAUAAAAACUACUGUCGUUAAAACUGGAGGAUUUGAUAUCAGACAAAACGAUGGAACCAUUGCAACUGUCACUGUCGAUGAAACUUUUCAAAAAUUGCGCAUGUUCGUGUGGAAAUGAUAAAUUACUCGAAAAACAAAUGUAAACUUCUUUACUUUUUUUAAUGAUUGUUUUGAAUAAAGUUUUGUUA
Messenger RNA from Caenorhabditis elegans, 1082 nucleotides. RefSeq names its product F-box domain-containing protein (gene fbxb-82). Lineage: Eukaryota; Metazoa; Nematoda; Chromadorea; Rhabditida; Rhabditidae. The transcript is spliced from 2 exons. Bases 5 to 1012 code for a protein of 335 amino acids. The record is from RefSeq and is marked reviewed.